Polistes dominula (European paper wasp) is the source of this 605-nucleotide messenger RNA. RefSeq lists its product as uncharacterized. The record is from RefSeq and is a predicted model, not a curated record. Gene Ontology annotation, cellular component: mitochondrion. Gene Ontology annotation, molecular function: ATPase inhibitor activity. Gene Ontology annotation, biological process: negative regulation of ATP-dependent activity. NCBI's taxonomy places the organism in Eukaryota, Metazoa, Arthropoda, Insecta, Hymenoptera, Vespidae.
UUUCGUAUUGUUAAAGACAAUAUUUAAGAAAGAACGAGAGUGUUCUGAAACAUUUAACUGCGUGUCAAUAAAUUAUUGAUAAUUAUUCAGUAUACAGUUAACAGUAACGAAAUUGUCAAAUAUGCAGAGAAUUAAUCCCAAGCUUGUGCAGAGUAUUUCUGCAUUAAGCCGAAUGAAAAUGUCUAACAGUAGCGGUUCUCAAGGAAGCAAGGGCAGUGCUGGUGCUAUUCGUGAUGCUGGUGGAGCUUUUGCACAAAUGGAAGCAGCUCAUGAAAAUCAAUACUUUUAUAAUCAGCAAAAAGAACAGUUAAAAAAAUUGAAAGAAGGUCUCACCGAUGAGAUAGCUUUCCACGAGGAACAGAUUCGUCGUCAUCAAGAAGCCAUAGAACGUCAUAAGUCAAGAAUGGAGGAAAUGGCUAAAAAUAAUAAAUAAAUAUUAACAUUUAUCUUCGUCAUAUAAUUUUUCUAAUGAUAUUUGACUGAUAUUAAGUCCAAUGUGUGGUCAAUCAAAAGAUUAAUAGGAUUAGUUUGAUAAUUAGAAAGAUUCAUUUUAUAUUUAUGUAUAUUACACAUUAAUAUAUUUCAAUGAAUUAUUGUUAACUGUU